Molecule: messenger RNA, 1233 nt
Organism: Juglans regia (Persian walnut)
Lineage: Eukaryota; Viridiplantae; Streptophyta; Magnoliopsida; Fagales; Juglandaceae
Product: calcium-dependent protein kinase 1-like
Exons: 4
Coding region: 1-1233 (410 amino acids)
Biological process (GO): peptidyl-serine phosphorylation; protein autophosphorylation; intracellular signal transduction
Cellular component (GO): nucleus; cytoplasm
Molecular function (GO): calmodulin binding; calcium-dependent protein serine/threonine kinase activity; ATP binding
Source: RefSeq, a predicted model, not a curated record
AUGGGAAAUGCUUGUGUCGGACGCGGCAUUACUAAGAGUGGUUUCUUCCCUUCGGUUUCGCCUGCAAUGCAGAGGACCCAGAUGCCUGAUGACACGGUUUCUCCUCAUACUAAGGGAGAAAAAGUCAAUGAGUUGACCCUUAAUCAACCAAAAUCAACUUUGCCGGUAAAAAAUAAACCCCCGGAACAAGUGACGACGAUACCAAAACCAGACACUAAAACGGAACCAAUACAACCCACAAGAGUCGAGAAGAACCCUCAUAAGGAGAGGGUGGCGAGCGCAGGGCUUUGUGCUGAGGUGUUAAAAACGAAAACCGGUCGUUUCUGGGAAUUUUUCAGUUUGGAGAAGAAACUAGGACAAGGGAAUUUCGGGACAACGUUUCUAUGUGUGGAGAAGGCAACUGGGGAAGAAUAUGCAUGUAAAACUAUUGCAAAGUGGAAGUUGAAAACAGACAAAGCUGUUGAGGAUGUGAGAAGGGAAAUUCAGAUAAUGCACCAUCUGAAGGGGCAUCCAAAUGUUAUAUCUAUUAAAGGAGCUUAUGAAGAUAAAAUGGCGGUUCAUAUUGUGAUGGAACUAUGUGCAGGAGGUGAGCUUUUCGAUAGGAUUAUUAAAUGUGGGCACUAUACAGAAAGAAAGGCAGCUGCACUUACUAGAACUAUAGUUGGGGUUGUAGAAGCUUGUCAUUCACUGGGAGUGAUGCAUCGUGACCUUAAGCCUGAGAAUUUUCUCUUUGUCAACAAUCAGGAGGAUUCACUUCUCAAAACCAUCGACUUUGGCCUAUCAAUAUUCUUCAAACCAGGUGAAGAAUUUUCUGAUGUGGUUGGCAGCCCAAAUUAUAUAGCACCAGAAGUUCUGCAACAACGUUAUGGUCCAGAAGCUGAUGUUUGGAGUGCUGGAGUGAUUCUUUACAUUCUAUUAUGUGGUGUGCCUCCCUUUCGGGCUGUAUCUAAGCAAGGGAUAUUCCAACAGGUCCUGUAUGGUGAUCUUAACUUCUCAUCUGACCCGUGGCCUAGUAUCUCCGAUAGUGCAAAGGAUUUAGUGAAGAGUAUGCUUGUUCAAGAUCCUAGAAGGCGUCUAACUGCAAAAGAAGUUUUGCGUCAUCCCUGGUUUCAAGUUGAUGGAGUUGCUCUUGACAAGCCUCUUGAUUGUGCAGUUUUGAGUCGGUUGGAGCAAUUUUCUCCCCCGAACAAGCUGUGGAAAAUGGCUCUUAGAGUAAGUAUCUGUGAAAGCUGA